UGUCACAUGACAAUAGAGACAGGAGACUGACUAUCUUCUGAGGUGGAAAUAAAAUAUCAAAGGUUUUUCAUCAUGUUAUCCUUUUUUCGCAGCAUUUUAGACUGGUUUAAAAGCCUCUUCUGGAAGGAGGAGAUGGAACUAACCCUCGUGGGUUUGCAAUAUUCUGGAAAGACUACUUUUGUCAACGUUAUUGCGUCUGGCCAAUUCAGUGAAGAUAUGAUUCCUACAGUUGGGUUUAAUAUGAGAAAGGUCUCCAAAGGGAACGUUACGAUAAAGGUUUGGGACAUUGGGGGCCAGCCUCGCUUCAGAAGCAUGUGGGAACGUUAUUGUAGAGGAGUCAAUUGUAUUGUUUAUAUGGUUGAUGCUGCUGACCAUGAGAAGUUAGAAGCAUCAAAGAAUGAACUGCACAAUCUUCUAGAAAAACCACAGCUAUCAGGAAUCCCAAUUUUAGUACUUGGAAAUAAAAAGGAUCUUCCUAAUGCUCUGGAUGAACGGGAAUUAGUAGAAAGACUGAAAUUAACAUCAAUACAAGACAGAGAAAUAUGCUGUUAUUCUAUCUCAUGCAAAGAAAAGGACAACAUAGACAUUACACUGCAAUGGCUCAUCCAACAUUCUAAAUCCCACAGCUAAACUAUCUUCUGAUCAAAAACCACAAUUACUUACUCUAAACUUUGAAGUCAGAAUGGAAGUUGAAAGAACACUGGUUCAAGACUUAGUAUUAAGGAUGAAAAUGUUAAGAUAAAUAGAAUAUGAAGACAAAAGCAGAAAAAAAUACAUGUAUUACAGAGACUCUGAGUGAUGGGUCAAUCUACCUGACAAUCAAAUUACCAACAUGGUCAGUAUCGCUGGGUCAUUCCAUAGCCUGCAUAGCAGUAUAAAGGAAUUAGAAAUUGCCAAAAGGGGCCUGAAAGAGAGCUUGUCUCCUCCCCAACCCUUUUGUACCACUAUGCAGGUUAUUUAUAAAAACAAGGACUACUAAAUUACGACUUUUUCCUGGAAAAUUUUUUGGGUUUCUAUAGAAAGUGCUCAUUGUCACAACUUUCUGGCCAAUGAACCUACUAAGCAAUUUAAACUUUUCGUACUUUAAAAUAUUAUUUUUCUAGCUAAUUCUAAUUCUGCUUGGCAUUUAAUAUAAUUAUACAACAGUGAUAAUCAGACAUUUCAUUGGCUUGUUGUGAAAUUGUUUUUUUUUGUUUUGUUUUUUGUUUUGCCACCAUCAAUUAAAUUACAUAAUCUUAGGCUCAGGUCAAACAUCGAAAUUAGCAUGAGCCAAACCUAUUCACAUCAAAGAAGAGCGCCUUGUUAUCCAUUGUUUCAAUUAGGUUCGGUACAUGUGAAGUUCGACGUUUGACCUUAGCCUARCUAACAACAAAACCGAAUGCAAAUCAUCUAGAUAGUCCUUAUCUAAAUUCACUUGAUACAUUAUUUUUAUCAAGGUCAACCUAAUCUCAGAACCAUUGAGAGCAAUUUAAAUAGCAACAUGAUGACAUUUUGAAUAUUAUUUUCCCCGUUUGCAUUCACUUUUGCCAUUUUGACAUGAUUUCCUUUGCAUAAACUUUUAGUUUAGAAGAUUCCUUCAUUUUAAUUGAUUGCAGCAAAAAGAAACAAUUCCCAACAACCGGUUGAAAUCUCUGGGUUAAAGUUUGCAGUUAUUUAGAUCGCCAUUCAUUUAACCCAAGAAAUAGCCGUUAGUAUGUUGGCAUAAAAGGACAGCAUUGUUGUUGUUUUUUCCUUUAUACCUCCUUCUGCUAUCAGACAUUGACUGCUAACUUUUGUUUGAUGGGUUAAUGGGAUGACUAUUCUUGGUACCACUAUGCAUGAAGUUAGAGUAACUCUAGGCUAUAAAGUGCUGUUACUUGUUAAGGCUAUAUUACACUUGAAAAUUCUUUUGAAGCUUGUUUUGCAGAGUAAGUUUUUACAAAUUGUGAAUGUAGUUCACCUUCCCCUGCACACAAAAAUCUUUUGCAAUCAGUUUUUUUUUCUUUUUUGAAGAAAAGUUGCAGUAGAAAUUAUGUAUAACAMAGCCAACUAUUAUUUUUGGAUUCUAUGUGUUUGCAAAAACAUUACAUAAUCAGAGUCACCCUACCUUCACGUAAAAAUAUGUCCUCGUCCUUGGCAAAAAUUCUGCCAGUGUCUCCUUACUUUUUGCUGUAAGCUCAUUGCAAUAUUCUACUACAAACUCCAAACUCCCCUUGAAAAUUUUUAGAAAAGUAGUUUAAAAAUGAGAGCCCAAAGAAUGCGCUGCUUGUAUGAUAAUCCACUAGGCUAUGGGAUGUUAGGAGUAUAUYGUUAAUAGAAUUCAUGUUAUGUAUAGAUUAGAACAGUGCAUUAGAGUAUACCAUUUUCGCCCUUAUGUACACAUUACAGUACUUUCUGGUGCAUCCAAACUUGAUUAAUAAAUAUCUUAAAUACUGUA
Molecule: messenger RNA, 2416 nt
Organism: Actinia tenebrosa (Australian red waratah sea anemone)
Lineage: Eukaryota; Metazoa; Cnidaria; Anthozoa; Actiniaria; Actiniidae
Product: ADP-ribosylation factor-like protein 8B-A
Biological process (GO): protein transport; anterograde axonal transport
Cellular component (GO): lysosomal membrane
Molecular function (GO): GTPase activity; GTP binding
Source: RefSeq, a predicted model, not a curated record